AUAUCCUGGAAUCUCGCUCCGCUGUCCGAAAAAUGAAAUUUCCCUAGUAAACUCGUCCUUGAUCGUCUAAGGAACGACUCUUUUCCCUCUUUGACGUGUCAACCGAGGGUUUCCAAUUUGUCAAUUUUGGUUCUCCAAUUUCUCCUCCUUUCUCGCUAUUGAACUUCACCGCUCCAUUUCUCCCAAUCUUUUUUUAUUCCUUUACACUUUCCUUUUCUCAAAAAACUGGGGAGCUAAUUCCUAAAAUCUACAAUGCCGCCAUUUUUAUCCACCUCGAAGGCGGUCGGGUCCGUAAUAUCCCGUAGAAACGGGAUUAGCCAUUUCGUUAGGCACGUCAAGAGCGGAGGCCAUUCGCGGGAAUUCGAUGAAAUCCGAUGGUUUAGUAACAUUGCCGCUAUCAAAACGCCGUCGGUUCACCCGUUAAUCGGUUCGCGUAAAGAGGAAUCUAAUUUUUCAUUUAAAAGCUUAUGCGAUAAUUACGCUCUCCAAAGGAGACGGUUUUUAGGCUGCGGAGACGGCGAAGAAGGUGGCGUUUUAUCGAAAGUGUACGAGGAGAGAAUCGUCAUGGGGUAUUCGCCGGAGCAGUUAUUUGAUGUGGUUGCAGCUGUUGAUUUGUAUCAUGGAUUUGUUCCUUGGUGUCAGCGGUCUGAUAUAAUUAAACGGUAUCCGGACGGAUCCUUUGAUGCUGAACUAGAGAUUGGUUUUAAGUUUCUUGUUGAGAGUUAUGUUUCUCAUGUAGAACUAAGCAGAGCAAAGUUUGUAAAGUCAACUGCAUCUGAAAGUAGCCUUUUUGAUCAUUUGAUAAACAUUUGGGAAUUCAGUCCUGGACCAGUUCCAGGAACUUGCAACCUUUACUUUCUUGUGGACUUUAAGUUCCAGUCACCGCUUUACCGGCAGGUGGCGUCCAUGUUCUUUAAGGAAGUAGUCUCACGACUGGUUAGCUCAUUUAGUGAACGUUGCCGAUUGAUAUAUGGCCCUGGCGUUCCAGUACUCGAAAACUCUUAUGGAGAAAGGGCUUGAAUAUUUGUUUUUGGAAGCAGCCUUUGAAAGGCUGUGGUGCAUUUAAGGCGCAGUUGGAAUUGAUAGAGGGUAGUCUCAGGACGCCCUCUGGGCAGUUUUAGUUUUGUGUACUGCCCAGCCUUUAAAGUUUACCUUUAACCAUAUUAGACGUUCGUUUGACCCUGUUCCCUCAUCCAAUUUCCACAAAGAUCAAUUGAUAUGUCAUUCAAUCA
This is a messenger RNA of Theobroma umbraticum, 1232 nucleotides long. RefSeq names its product Polyketide cyclase / dehydrase and lipid transport protein. NCBI's taxonomy places the organism in Eukaryota, Viridiplantae, Streptophyta, Magnoliopsida, Malvales, Malvaceae. Gene Ontology annotation, molecular function: ubiquinone binding. Gene Ontology annotation, biological process: cellular respiration. The record is from RefSeq and is a predicted model, not a curated record. Gene Ontology annotation, cellular component: mitochondrion.